GGUCGUCCAGCAGGAAGUGAGAAGCCGCUUAAGGCUCGGCGAGAAUGUGAGUUAUUGAAGUGUUUUCUGUGGAUCUUAGAUUAUUUUCUGUUUGUCGGAGUGAAAGUUUACCGCCGACACGUUUCUGGAUGGAACUUAAAGCUGCUCAGGUUGUGUUUUUGUGUUUUCUCUGCGGACUGAAGGCGGAUCCGGAGGACGGAGGAGGAGGAUGGUCGCUGCCAUCAGACUUCAGCUUACAGGAUGAAGGAGUUUGUAACAUAGACGUGUUGGACAGAUCACAGAUCUCAUAUCAGGAGUUCAUCCAAAGAUACGCUUACAGUCGGCCCGUCGUCCUCCGAGGAUUCACCGACAACACGAAAUUCCGGCUGCUUUGCUCCAAGUCGACUUUGUUGGAGGAGUUCGGCUCUCGGACGGUUAAACUGAGCACAGCGAACACUUUCUCCUACAGGAAAGUGGACGUCUCCUUCCAGCAGUAUGUUGACGUUCUAUUGAGGCCUCAGGCUGCAGACACUCUUGGCAGCGAAACUCUGUAUUUCUUCGGAGACAACAACUUCACCGAGUGGCAGAGUUUGUUCGAUCAGUACGAGUCUCCACCGUUCGUUCUGCCAAACACCAGCGGAGCUUUUAGCUUCGGCAUCGCAGGUGCAGGAACAGGAGUUCCCUUCCACUGGCAUGGUCCUGGUUACUCAGAGGUCGUUUAUGGACGAAAACGCUGGUUCCUCUAUCCGCCCGAUAAGGAGCCUCACUUCCACCCCAACAGAACCACCCUGUCCUGGGUCACAGAGACCUACCCAAACCUGCCAGAGGAAGAGGCUCCGCUAGAGUGUACCAUCAGACCUGGAGAGGUGCUGUAUUUCCCCGACCGCUGGUGGCACGCAACCCUCAACCUGGACACCAGUGUUUUCAUCUCCACCUUCCUGGGCUGAACUCGGCUCUACUUUUUAAACAAUUCCUUUUUUAAAAUCAGUUUCUCUUCCGUCGCAGGCUGACCGGAAGGAAAACGGGCUAAUUUUCAGGAGAGACAACGAGCCGUGACCAAGUCUGUUAAUCAUUUUGUGUCAUUCCUUUUUUUUUUUUUAAUCUGACUGUAGCCCUUAAAUGUCAACAAGCUUCCAUUAAUUGUUAUUUUAUGGUAUUUAAAGAGCACAACUUUUGUUUUAGAGGCUGGAUUCAAAAGGUGUUUGAAGUAACAGAUCUACUUGAAAGUAAAUGUAAAGAUCUUUUCUAGGUGGAAGCAGUGGUUCAGUCUCAGUAAUUCACACAACGACCAGAAUAUUUUCCACUAAGUCCAAUAACUGCAGCUGAAGAGAGUUUAAAAUGUAGAAACGUGUAAAUGUCUGAUGUUUCUCUUUGGGUUUAAACAAAAUCCACUUUAAAUGACUUAAUCGUCAUUCAAAGACUGUUGGAAAAUCCCAUAAUUCUGUGUUUGUACAGUUCCUGGCUGAUAAAUAUUGUCAUUUUUUGCCAUGUUUUAAAAAAAUAUCACUUUUUAAACCCAGGAUUUAGUAAAAAUUGACCUGAAAGUUGUUUAAGCAGAAAAUCAGAACAAUAAAAUCUUUAAAUUGACUUAAUGAUAACAUUAUAAAAAGACUGGACCAAGAAUAUGAAUUCAUUGAUAAUAAUACUGUCUCUUCAACAUUCCUGUAUUUAAUUACAAAUCCCACUUUCACUGGUGAGAUGCAUGAAAUGUUUUAUAUUUAUGUCCUCUAAUGAAUUUUACUGAGAAAUCUAAUGAACAUGUGGCUAAAUAAAGUUAAUAAAUGGAUAAAACUGAA
Messenger RNA from Amphiprion ocellaris (clown anemonefish), 1775 nucleotides. It is a transcript of the gene jmjd8, whose product is annotated as jumonji domain containing 8. The transcript is spliced from 9 exons. The record is from RefSeq and is a predicted model, not a curated record. Gene Ontology annotation, cellular component: cytoplasm. Bases 129 to 926 code for a protein of 265 amino acids. NCBI's taxonomy places the organism in Eukaryota, Metazoa, Chordata, Actinopteri, Pomacentridae.